This is a messenger RNA of Triplophysa dalaica, 2525 nucleotides long. Its product is annotated as discoidin, CUB and LCCL domain-containing protein 1. The record is from RefSeq and is a predicted model, not a curated record. The transcript is spliced from 15 exons. Lineage: Eukaryota; Metazoa; Chordata; Actinopteri; Cypriniformes; Nemacheilidae. The coding region runs from base 68 to 2035 and encodes 655 amino acids.
CUCGGUACCGAACUCAUGGCAUUAAAUUGAACGGUGGGGUCAGUGAAAGGAUAUCAAAGAGGAAAAUAUGCACAAGAGAAAUGGAGAUAUUAGGGAUGUUUUUGAAUUGUCCUCUAGGAUUUGGCUUAUUAUCAGCAUCGAAACUAUGGCGUUGGUAUGCGGGCAAAGGGGAGAUGGGUGUGGACACACAGUCCUGAGUCCCACCAGUGGCACUCUGGCCUCACGGAAUUUCCCAGGAACAUAUCCUAACCACACCCAAUGUGAGUGGAACCUGAGGGUCCCAGUGGGCCGGACACUGCUCUUGACCUUUGGGGACUUCGACUUGGAGUGGAGCCAGGACUGCGUAGCUGGCUCGCUUACUAUCACAGACAGCAGUGGAUCCACUAGAGUGGGUCCUCUGUGUGGCAAGCUGGCCGCCUCAAAGAGAAACGUGUCUGUGAGUACCAAUGAAGUUACAGUGCAUUUCAUCUCCGGUGCUCACCGCUCAGGGCGGGGCUUUGUCAUGUCCUACUCAACCAAUCAGCAAUCAGAACUCAUUUCAUGCCUCCAUCGUGGAACACACUUCUCAUCUCAGCAGAUCAGUGCAUUCUGUCCUGCAGGCUGCAAAGGUGUCGCAGGAGAGAUCUGGGGCUGGCAUGGGCAGGGAUAUCGUGAUACCUCCGUUUUGUGCAAAGCUGCAAUCCACGCAGGGAUUAUUUUAGACAGUCUGGGAGGAAAGAUCACGGUGUCCCUGCAGAGGGGCGUUACUCUGUAUGAGUCGAACUUUGCUAAUGGAAUACUGUCAAAAACUGGGUCUUUAUCAGAUAAGCGGCUUGUAUUCCACAGAGAAUGUGAUACAGAGUUAACGGUGCUGACUUACAACAGUUCUUCUGUGUGGAUGGAGGUGAACAGAGAGGGUCAGGAUGUCUCUUGGUCUGGAAAAGGGGUCUAUCAGUGGGCCGCAAGCUCUGAUGACCAGCAGCCGUGGCUGGAGCUUGAGCUGGGGAAUAAGAGUAGUGUCACAGGCAUCAUAACAAAGGGUACACCACACUCCUACAUUGAAUCUUACACCCUCAUGUUCAGUAAAGACCGCAAAAACUGGAAAGUCUACAAAGCCAUAUCUAGCAAAGACAAAAAGGUGUUUGAGGGCUUUUCUGAUGGUCAUGUGAAGGCAUUCAACAGCCUCAUUCCCCCAAUAAUAGCACGCUAUCUCCUUCUGAAACCCCAGCAGUGGCGUAUCAGGGCCUCCGCCCAAGUGCAAGUGCUGGGUUGCCCUUCUGCCCUUCCCAGACCCCGUUCCCAUGGAGAUGAUCUGAACUCUAGUAAGGGGGUUAUUACAGAAGCUGUGCCUAUAGACACACUUCCUACUGAGGGUCCUAUCAUCACCAGAAGCUCAGGCCCCAGUCAGGCAGUGAUAUUAGUGGCAGGAAUGGUUUUGGGUGCCGCCCUGUGUAUCAGCUGCCUGUUGGCAGGGCUCUUGUUGUGGAAAAGAAAAAGAAACGCACAAAUAAAGAAAUCCUGUGUUGACCAAGGCUAUCAGGGUCUUCAAGGAAAGAGACCUCCAUGUACAAACCCAGAGCUUGUGUCUUUCCCUCUGGUUCGGAACAUCCAUGACGCCCUCCCCAACCCUCCUCUCAAUGACUAUGCUGAGCCCGAUGUAGUCACCAGUGGGCAAAUGGUAGGUCUCACAUUCCGUCCCCAAAUGGAGGAGGGCUACACCAUUCCUUACACCCUCAACCACUACGACACCCCAGGAGAUGUUCCUGAAUACACCUAUCCUCUUCCCCCCGAACCAGAAUAUGCAACACCUUUUGGGGAAUUUCCCAUAGACUCCCUCACAUCCCCACCACUGGACAGCCAUCAUAACACCAAACUAUCAGCGUGUCGAUCCACACAAGGCACAUCAUCAGAUCAACAGUAUGACUGCCCCGCCCACAGAGUGAUCUCUAACGGGUACUGUACUCCAGUCAUACAUAAUACUUACCUAUGUAAGGCUAAUGUGAUCUACGCCCAGACAGUAGAACCACUGUUGCAUACCUACCAUGAGCCACUUUGAGCCUCCGUGGCAUCACCUACUGAAGACACAUGUGCCUUGCUCUGUUAAAGAGCAUCUCUGCGUUUCUAAAAAGAGAAAGACAUUAGCUAAUCUUAUUCAAAACAGUUGUAUUGCAGCUGUGCAUAAAGGUGGCCGGCAAAAAAGUGAACACAAAUUAAGUACUGUGCACAUGGAGCAUGUAUUUAUAAAUUGAACAUUGAUUUACACAUUAUGUGCCAUUUUAUUGCCGUUUAUAACCCAAUCUAGUGCCUCACACAAUGAAUUUCGGUGCGUUAAAUAGCACCAUUGACUGGCACGUCGUUUUUUUGGUUGGCAAUACAAAUGUAAGACUUGAGAGAAUAGUUUUUUGUAAAUCUUUGUUUUUGUGUUGUUUUGUUGACAAUAUUUGUAUUUAAUGUAAAUGACAAUGUUUUAUAAUAACUAAUCAAAACAUUACUCUAAAGUAUGUCUGUGUUCUUUUAAACCACUAAAGUAUUCAACAUGUUUUACU